AUGUCUCUCACAGAUGCUAUCUAUCACCCACUGAGUCGCGAAACCAAAUCGACCAGGCUUCUGCAAUUUCAACACCAGCAAGAAAACGAAUCCUUGCAAUGUACCCUAACAACCCACUCACUCAACGACGCACCCCCAUUCGUUGCUCUCUCCUAUGUCUGGGGAGCACCUGAACCCGCAUACGACAUAAACAUCAACGGGGCCGUGUUCCAGGUUCGAGAGAACCUAUGGCACGCCCUUCACCAAAUGGCACACAUCGCCAAUCACAAAGACAAUUGCAUCUCCCAACAGAAGAAGUCAGGCACGGUAUUACCCAAAUACUUCUGGGUCGACGCCAUCUGCAUCAACCAAGACGACAACUUGGAGCGCGGCCAUCAAGUCGGCCUGAUGAAGAACAUCUUUUCCGCGGCCCACUUUGUCAUAUCGUGGGUCGGGCAGGAAGAGGGCGAGAUCGCCGUCAUGUUUGAAUACCUACAGGGCCUCAAACACACCGCCCGACGCGAGAGAAACCACUACCUGCGCUCGCAGAAGCGCAAGUUCUCCUUCAAAGAUGCAAAGUGGUUCGUCUCCCGGCCGUACUGGUCGCGGAUAUGGAUCGUGCAGGAGUUCACCUUGGCCAGGGAGCUAUGGGUGCUGUGCGGAUCCGUCGCCAUCUCGUGGACGUCAUUACAGCAGUUUCGGCCGUUUGGCAUAUCCGACCAGACCAAUCUCGGGUUUAAACACCUGUCAAAGUCGGAGAGUCACUACAGCAUCGAGAGUCGCGUCGAAAGCUGCAGAGAAUUGUCCAAGCUCCGGCGGUCGUGGCAGACGGACCCGAAACGACCCUCCUUCACGGACAAGGAACCCGGUUUCGGGGCGCGGCCGCGACUGACUCGCCUCUUGGCCUUUUCUAAAGACUACCACUGUACGGACCCUCGGGACCGGGUGUACGGCCUGUUGGGCUUGACGGAGGAGGAGGGUGUCCAAGACCGAUUGCCGGCCGAUUACGAUAUCACGCCUUUCCAACUUUAUCAUCGAGUGAUUCAUCAUCUCAAAAGUCAGAAGCAGCCUUUCCUCCCGCCUCUGUUUCGUGAUCGGCUGGCUCAGGGACUUCAGAUAUGCGACCAUGAUAGCCUUCCGGCGUCAACGUUUUUGUACGAAACUGUAGCCAGUCGGUGUGUGAAGAGGCUUAUCACGACAGGAGCCGAUAUGUGGAGAGAACAAUUCCUAAAGGAAGUAACAACCUUUUUGGAUAUUACAGAAGAAUAUUCUGAUCCUCACGACUUGUGUUCUAGAAUUCUUUUGGAAUUUGAAAGUUUCCCUUCGAACGAAGAUCCAACCACUUGGAAACAGUUUGAGGGAGCUCUCAAGAAGGCUUUGGGCAUCGCUGACAAGAGAAAAUGA
Molecule: messenger RNA, 1383 nt
Organism: Colletotrichum orchidophilum
Lineage: Eukaryota; Fungi; Ascomycota; Sordariomycetes; Glomerellales; Glomerellaceae
Exons: 1
Coding region: 1-1383 (460 amino acids)
Source: RefSeq, a predicted model, not a curated record